AGACCCCCCACUGAAGGCGUCAUCAAAGUCGUGGCAGGCGAGUUCUGGGGUCCCCCUUGAUACCAGACGGGGUAAACUCCGGGGCAUACUAGCAAAGUCCGGGUGCGCGAGAUCUUGCGCCCGGGCGAAGGUGGCGCGUGAACUCCUGGUCGAAUGGAGGCGGGUACACCCCCUUUUUCAAGUCAUGGUGAGCCACUACAUUGACUACAUUUUAACUACCUCUUCACUCCCACAGCUGAACUGUGCCUUUUUUCCCAUUUCCAAUGAUUCCUGUUUUUUCAUCAGUCUUAAACACCUGGCAAACAUCACCAAACAGGGCCCUUAACAGUUCUCUGAGAAUCCUUCUGUUGCUCCCUCUCUCAGCCUCUUGCAUAUGGUUUGUGUGGCCCUGCUGUCCAUGCGUUGGAGCUGGACCAGAUUCUACUGCAUGUCAUCUGCAUUUAAAUUUUUGGAGGAUCCUAGGGCAUUUGGCAAGAACACGCAGUUCCAGUUGUGAGCAGGGAAAGCAGGGCCUGACAAGGGGGGUGAGGGGCUGCAAGGGGAAGAUGUUGGGUGGGGCAGAAGGCCAGGGGGGGUCACCUGCCCCCCCCAGAUUUAUCUUCCCUGCUAUAGCAGUGGGAGGAGGACAGAUUCAAGGCAGACCUCCAAAAAUUGGAUUCUAUAUCUGGGAAAUUAUAACAUUUAGAAUUUUUCUAGAUAUAGAAUCUAAUUAUUGACAGGUUUUCUUAUAUUCAGGGUCAUUUUAUAUUUGAGUAAAUAUGGUAAUUAGCUACCGUUACAAACACAGACGCCAUGGUGUGAAUGGACAUUGGGUCUAAAUUAUCUUUCUCACUGAAAUGGUCUUCCCAGAACAGGAUUUGAGGCAGAAAGGCAGUCCAAAGCUACUAAUGUGUUAUGUGUGAUCUAUGGAUAGAGAACUUCAAUUUCUGUCUCAUCUGUUUCACCAACCCUGAACUGCCAUUUUAAAAGUUAAUGGUUUUUGAUGUUUUACUGCUUCUAUAACUGAAAUGGGGUUAGCUUUCUUAAUAGGAUUCUAAGAUCAUGAAUUCAUAAUGUAAAAGUCUUUGGAGAGUUAGUGAGGGGGAUAAACACCUCAAAUGACACUAUAGAUUAUAACUUAAACAUCCCCAAGGAAUCUGUUCUCUUUUCAACUCUCUUGUUUAACUCCCAUUGACACUAAUGGCAGGUACAUAAAGCAUUCACAAUGGUAAGUGUGGACUUCUAAGUGCAUAUUUCAAUGCUAUACAUCAGUUUCUGUUUAAAAAAAAAAAAGUGCAAUUCAAAAAGUUCCCUAAAUAUGCAUUUAUACAACAAACUGUAAUAGCCAAAAGGAAACAUUUGAAGCCUAAUGGUCCUAUCAAUAUUUGUAUGUACUAGAUGGACCUCAACAGCUACAAAUGUCUAAAUGCCAGUUAAUCAUGCUAACUUUGUUUUUAAGCUGGUAAAUGGUUGAGAGCUUUUGGACUGCUCAUUGUCAGGUAAAAUCAAUCUGCCAAAGAGGAGAGACUGGUCAUGAUUAGUUAGCAUUUUUUCUUGUAUUUAUCUUGGCAAAUAAAAAAAAGAAAAAAGAGCAUCUUUCAAAAGUUUGUUGUUGUUGCAAACAAAUUUGCCCAGCGUAUUCACUCAUAUAGAAGAACACCUUUUCCAGAAUUAUUUUGUUCAUCGUGCAGUUACAAAAACAGGCUGUUGAAUACAUGAAAUUAAUUCAAUAAACUCCAGCACAGUUCGCACCAGAGUUUAUUGCUCCCAGGUGUGGUAUUUACACAUGUGUCCGGGCCACAGCAUAUCGAGCCAGGGUGGGGCAGCCCUGGUUGACAGAAGGCCUAGAGGGUGAGGCUGCUUCUGCCUGACUCAAGGUGCUGCAGAGGGGCUGGUUGGGCAUGAGAGUGCUACAGUGGGAGCUAGCUAAGCAGCCCUGACUGUAGUACCUUGGGGGGCCCCAGCCAGCCCAGGUCACAGUCUACAUGUGUGUUGCGGCAGAGUAAAUAACUCCACCAUAAAAUAGUACUUGUGCUGGGCUGUAUGAUCCUACUGUGGAGUUAGUUUGUUUACUCUGGCCUAAUAGCAACGCUUGUGUGGAGGGUGAUGCUUUACUGUGGAGCUAAUUAGGCAACUGCAAUAAACAUCUCGUGUAGGUGCACCCGGAAGGUAGAAAAAUGAUCUUGAUCAUGUGGACUAGGUAAACCAUAUCAGUCAGGGAGAGAGAACCUAUUAGAGCAUUCAGUUCUGUAAUUAAGUUGCUUUACCAAAGCAACUAGUGUCCUAUUGCUGAAGCACCUUCAUCAACCCUUCCUUUACAUAGAAAUCUACUCAUACUAGAGUACUUUGUGGUGAUUGAUCCAAAAGUUAUAGCUUUGCUUAGAGAUGUUAUUGUAGAAUAUUCUAUGGCAUUGCUUUGUUUCCUUUUUAAAUAAGGACUCUACUUUCUUAUCUAAAGGAACUUGCUUCUGUGCCUGAGACAAUAACUCAGGAAGUGCAGCCUGGCCCUCAUUUAGUACUGACUCUCUACAUUGUCUCACUCUUGUUGGUAUGAGAGUUGCAACUGUUCCUCUCAAAUUCUGUAGCCAUCCUGCAUUUCUCUGGUUUAUUGAACACAUCUCUUCUUCACAGUUUUUUCUCUACUUUUUCAAAAUUGUAAUAACUGUCAUCUUAAAUACUAGAUAGGUUGAUUGAGGCACUGUGGUUUUGGAGCUAGGGUCUUUUUCAGUAAUGCUAGGGAAGUUACGAGGGCCUCAAUAUCGGGUGUGGUUGUAGACAGACAAGAAGUAGCUGGAAGGUGAUAAGAGUACAGUGAACAAUGAAAAAAAAAGGUAUAGUGAUGAUGACAAGGAAAAGACAGGGGAUUGGAGAAAGAAUAACAGUCAAACCAGGAUCUGAGUGGGAAUGUGGAAAGGAAAUUAAAAUGAAAUUAUGUUUAUAAUAGAAUGAGAGAGAGAGAGGCAGGAGAAGUUACACAAAGAGUGUAGUGGGAUUAUUAUGUAUGCUGUCUCUACAAGAGAGUAUAGGGGUAAAGUUAAGGACUUUUUUGGCUGAAUGGUCAAGAAAACUUCAUAUAGUACAGGUCCUCAUUCAAUGAACAACUUAAAACCCAUGUCUAAGUGCAAGCAUCUGAGUAGUUCCAUUAUUGAAUAUUCUCACUGUAGAGGUGGUGGAAUCCCCAUGCCUUGUGGCUUAAUCCAUUGAAGUGGAAAGAUCAUCACUGAAUACAGUGAGCUUUGUAUCAGGUUCUGGAGGGGAUAGGUAAAUCAGACUAGAUAGAGCACAAGCUAAAUAACAUGCAGAGAACAUUUAUAUGCUGGUAUAAAGAUGGAUUAGCUGUUUUUUCUCUAACAUUUAUGAUUUUAACAUUCAGCUUUGUGAUUUUUUUAUUUUAGUAUUCAUGUUCCUGCAGCCUUUUUUACAUUUCUCUGUAUUUCACUGGCAGACAUCCCACAGCUCCAUAAGUCUGGGGGAAACGGGUGGUUAGCAUGUUGUUGCUGUGAGGAUUUGAGUCUGAAUGCUCUAUGCUGGUAAUGCUAGGUAUAUUUUUAAAAAACUUAUACAAUGGUAGAUAAUUAUUCCCCAUUGUAUAUCACACCCUAAUUUUGGGGAGGGAGAGAUUUCAAAUCAUUAAAAAAAAAAGUAUGGAGUUUUGGAAAGGAAAAUAGAAAGAAGGGAGUGACUGGCAUCAGUUUGGAUAGCAGUCAGGCUGGAAGAAGAUAGCUAUUUCUGUCGGUCAUCAAAGAUGUUAGCAGGCUAUUUCUUAGGAAGAGAAACACAGAGAAACGGUAAGAUUAAUUUGUAUAUGUUUCUGAUACUGGCUUCAUCUGUUGAAUUAAGACAGUUAGUUGUAUAUUGUGGUUGCCUUAUUCUGAUUUCUGUUUAGUGCUUGUUGUUCUUGUUCACUAAUCUAUUCUAUUUUUACAGUAAUCUGGCUUUCUUUUUCCUUUUCGUUCCUUGAACAGUUUUUAUAUCCCUGAGGCUCACAUGAGAUGACUAUCACUUGGUAGAGGGGUCAGUAGUGUAAUGGCAUCAAGCUUUUUUCCUCUCAGUAGAGACCUGCUUGCUUCCAAUUUUUGCGUGUUUACAUGGUGAACAUCAUACUGUAUGUCUCUGGCUAGGGUCCUUGCAGGCUGGCCUGGUGUUGUGAUUCACACACACUUUCAUGUAUCGAAACAAUAGCUCCUCUCUUACAAAAAUGCUGCUACAGUGAAUGCUGUGCUUUACACACAUCUUUUAUUGCUUGUGAACAGAUAAUAAUGGAUUCUACCAAAAGCAGCUAAACUUAUAUAAGAUGGUAGGCCAUGUCCAGCUGGAAGAAAAGAGAGCAUAAAACUGGGAAUCUGAUAGGUGCUUAGUAAUCUUCAUUAUCAAACAGGUGCUUAAGUAUAGAAAUAUCAGAAUAGAUAGACUUAAGAACUUUAGGCUCUUCCGCUUAAUGCUUGCUUCAAACUCUCUGUAAUCUCAGUUCAGCCAUAUGUAAAAUGGAGAUAAUUUUUUCAUAUCUUAUAAGGGUGCUAUUGAAACUUGAAAUGUAUUGAAAUGUUUUAAAGUAUUUUGAAUAGCAAAUAAUUGAUUGUGCCAAAAGUAUCUCUCAGCAAACACUAUUUGUAGUGGUUUCUUCCAAAUGGUAUGCUGGUCACUCAGAGCAGAUGUCUCUGACAUUUGCUAUAAUUGGCCCAUAUGAAUUUUUUAAAAAUGCACCAUUUUAUGCAGAAAGCUCCUAAGGGAGGAUCUCACAUCUGCCUUUUAAUUUCUUAUUUCCUAAAUACAGAAAUGUAUCCUUGAUUAUUCUUUCAAGGAUCAUUCUUCCCAUCCCUCCCCCUGCUUUUUGAUGCUUCCAUUGUGCUGCAUGCUUUGUAGCCUGAACACAACAUCUGAAAGUGUUUAAAACCCAACAUUUUCUUGGCUUUAUUCUGCCAUAUCUUUACCACUCAUUUCUAGUGGACAGCAGAAGGAAAACUGUUCUUAAAUUCUCAAGCUAUAGUCCUGUCUGUUGGUACUGACAGCAAGUUGUCAUUUUAUUACAGCAGGUUCAGUAAGUUACAUGACAAGAACUGGAGAUUUAAUUCCAAUCUCAUACAGAACAAGAACUCAUUAAAAAAAAAAAAAAGAAAAAAAAACAAAAUAAUAUCCCAGCACCUCAUUUGAGAUGCUUGGUGGCAGUAUUAAAAUUUAGGCAAAAGACAAACCCAGAAUUUUUGGGAAAUUUAAUAUUCCUAAUUGCCACUGAAGUCGUUGGGCACGUCUACACAUGACACUACAGUGAGGUAGCAUUGGCAGGCACGAACCAUGACACCAAACCUACUGUGCAGUAGCAAUGAGCUACAGCACAGUAGCUUAUUGUUACUGUGCAACAGCAUCGGAAACAAUUCGUGCAACACUGGGACUGCACAAUAACAACUGUGAAGUCCAGCAUACAUGUAGACGUGCCCAUUGGGACUUAAGGGUGAAGUUGCACAUUACAUUUAAGACAUACUAAGUGUACUUAAAAUGCAAAUUUGUUAAACUUGUGCUAAGUUCCUUUUGAGUGUCCUUCAGGCGAGGAUUAGCUCUGGGCUGGGUUACCUACCUCAUGUUAGGGUAUCUUUAGUUUGCUUCACAGAGAUAAAACAAGCGAUCUGCAAUCCUCCAACAUCCCAGGAUACACCUUUGCCACCUGCACCCACCCCACCCCCUCCUUGCAAGCAGGGACAGAACUCAGGUAUACUGUCUUCUACCUUUGCCCCUGCUUGCCAUCCCUCUAGUGACAAGUCAGAGCUGUGCAGGGAAGAAAUGGUAUUAACCCUUAAUAUGCAACUUCUUACAGCACAUUCUAUAUUCCACAGAUUUAAUUCUGUACAUCCUUAGUUGCCCAUAUACUCUUAAAAAUCUGGGCCUAAAUAAUUAUGAAGGCUGUGCUACCUUUUCCAGCCGUUAUGCGUAGUGGUGGCCCAUUAGGAUAAGACUGUGAGGUGGGUUGUUAAGCUUAUUUAAAGAAACUUGCAGCACUCAGAAGUUGUGCACUCAGAAGUUGUACAUUUUUGGUGAAUAACUUAAAUUUUUGUAAAUUUGGGUGAAACUAUUGAAGGAAAGUAUUUGGGAGUUAUUUUUAAAUAAAUAAGGUCUGUAUUUUGCAAUAAAACAUUAAAAUAUUUUAAUUUAAAGAGUUAGGGCUAGGAUUGCAUGAUAAUUAUUUAAAAUCGUAUUCUAAAAACAGUAUUUACUGUUAUUGCUAAUAAUGCAUUCAUUUAUUUAAACUGGAAAGCUUAAUUUCUUUUCUGUUAUUUUCAGUGGUUACUCUUUGUUAUACGCCAUCAGGUUCACUUUUCCGUUCUUCUUACCUUUCACUUGUUUUGAGUUGAAUUUCUAACAAGGAAUAUUUGACCUCAAACACAAAAAAUUGCAUUGAUUUUUCCUGUUUAAAUGUAGUGAUAACAUUUCUAUUGUUAUUGGUCUGUAACAUUUUUCCACUGGACCCUAAAUUUUGGGCCUAAAUGACCUGAAAGUAGGAUAGGAUGUGCAGUAGGUGGAAUACUGUGGUAUAAAGCUUUAAUCUAAAACCAUGACGUUCUUCAGAAUGUAUUAUUCAAAUGGGCAUAAUAUCAUAAAAUGUGGGUGGGGAGGCCCAUUGACAUACCUGUUUCAUAGUAUCCCUGGAGCAUAUACUGGCAACCCAUUCCUUUCAUGAUGAAUGCCACAGUGGUUCUGAAAGGAACCCUUAAGUGAUGCAUGUUUUAAACAAACUGAAAUAUGCUUCUGUUCUAGUUGUGUUUGGGCAUGCAAACACUUAAAAAUUUUUGACGGGGGUAUGUGAUACCAACAUUCAUGAAUAUACCAGGGGAAAACUGAAGUAAAUAAUUAUGCUGGGAAAACUUUUCCCAGAAGUCCUACACUGUAUUUUGGAUUUGGAUUUGAAAGUCUUUUAUUUGAAUGUGUUGCACCAUGAGUUCUGUUAUAAAUUUCCCUCCCUCUCUCCAACCCCCAACUGAAGUGUAUUCAUCAAAUUGCCGAGUUGGAAAGGUUUGUAAUGAGUUCUUUGAGCUGUGAAUUCCACCCCCCCAACCCCCUAAAUCUUCAUCUAACAUUAAAUAAAGCAAAUCCCAAACAGAUUAACUGUCAAACGGUUAUGCUCCAUCUCUUCAAUCUGCUUUUAGGGUUUCCAAAGGGGACUGUGUUGAUUAAGUAAGGAGAUGACAUGGUCUUCUUCCAUUGGUGUAGGAAGAUAGCAGAUAUGAUUCUCUGAAAAAGAGCAGUGCUACACAGUGCAAGCAUGGCUUUCGCCCAGUCGCACAUUAUGGCAGCUAGAAGGCAUCAGCACAGUCGACUCAUAAUAGAAGUGGAUGAGUACAGCUCAAACCCCACACAGGCUUUCACGUUCUACAACAUUAACCAGGGACGUUUUCAGCCCCCACAUGUGCAAAUGGUGGAUCCUGUACCCCAUGAUGCUCCCAAGCCUCCAGGAUAUACCCGGUUUGUCUGUAUUUCUGAUACUCACUCAAGAACUGAUCCAAUCCAAAUGCCAUAUGGAGAUGUUUUAAUACAUGCUGGUGAUUUUACUGAGCUGGGACUUCCUAGUGAAGUUAAAAAAUUCAAUGAGUGGUUAGGUAGCCUUCCAUAUGAAUACAAGAUUGUAAUAGCAGGAAAUCAUGAACUGACCUUUGACCAAGAGUUCAUGGCAGACUUAAUCAAGCAGGACUUUUACUACUUCCCAUCUGUAUCUAAGCUGAAGCCAGAGAGCUAUGAAAAUGUACAGUCUCUUCUAACAAAUUGCAUCUAUCUUCAGGACUCUGAAGUGACAGUGAGGGGUUUCAGAAUAUAUGGCUCCCCUUGGCAACCUUGGUUUUAUGGCUGGGGCUUUAAUCUUCCACGAGGCCAAGCACUAUUAGAGAAAUGGAACCUUAUUCCAGAUGGAAUAGAUAUUCUUAUAACACAUGGACCACCUCUCGGUUUUCUAGAUUGGGUUCCUAAGAAGAUGCAAAGAGUAGGAUGUGUGGAGCUGCUGAACACAGUCCAAAGACGAAUACAGCCUAGGCUUCAUGUUUUUGGACAUAUCCAUGAAGUUCUUCUUGGAAAAAUCUGUGACAAAGAUAAAUGGGAAACAAAGACAUUUUGGUACCAUUAUCUGCCAGAAGCAGAUCAAAGACUACCAUUUCAUCAUUAAAAUAUUUGUGAACACACAGAAGUGAAUGCAUUCCAUGUAUGUAUCAAGUAGGAGUUUCUGUAUAUACUAUACAUUAUACUGAACUUAUUAUUAAAAGAACAAUGUCUUUUCAAAGAAAUGUUUCUUUUAAAAUGUUUACAGUUUAAACAAUGUUUAGACUAGGAUUUCAUCAUUGAAAAUAUAUCCCAGUGAGCACUUGGUAAAAGGAAGCGCCAAUGAUAUUUCCUCUGAAUUAAUAUGGCACAUUUAAUAGUACCAUAUUUAGCCGGUUAAUUGAAGCAAGGUAUUAUUCCAAAUCCUUCAAGUCUAUCUUUUCAUUCUUUUCAAGCCAGUACAGUACAAGCUUCUUAUUCACUGUACUGUAAUGCAGUCUAAUUAAAUCUAACAUUACAGAUGGAAAGAGAAAUGGAGUGUAGCACCAAGGUGCUCUGAACAGCUUGAACAUUCUAGAAAGGAGAUCAGGCUAAAUGCAAAACAAGUAUAGGAACUGGUAUCUUGGCCCUGCCUGUGAAAAGUUGUUAUCUCCAUAUUUAAAAGUUGCUUAUAUCUUAAUAAUAGAAUCCUAGAAAAUUAGGGUUGGAAGGGCCCUCAGGAGAUCCUACCUUAUUAUGGGUAGGACUAGAUGGAUGGGUUGAAAUUAAUAUGGCAGGUUGUGUGUGAUGGCAUGUAAAAUCCAAAAGAAUGCCCAUAGCAUUCAGCAGCUGGUUUAAAAAAGAGCCCAUUGCAACUACUGGGCUUUAAAAAAUGACAGUGGGAUAAUGGCCUUUCAUAAUAUUACUGCUUUGAAUCUGGCCCAUGCUGGAAGUGAUUAAAGAUCAUUAGGUAAUUUUGUUAUUGUGAGAAUGAGAUUGGCCUUUCAUCUUCUAAUAGUUGUUCAGUAGUAAAAUGAAUGAUGGUGACGCCUCUCCAGUUCAUACAGCACAGGUGUUCACGUCACAAAACAUAUUGCAGCUAUGUGCUGUCCAGUGGAUGGUAUGACUGUAGUAGAGGCUGAGGACCAAACAAGUCAAGGAGACUGAUCUAUAAGGAUAAAAGUUGCUUUCAUUCUUUCAUAUGUGAAGACUAAGGUACAAGGGCAGGACAGUACUGUGUGGGAAAGCUGCCUUUUAAUGGGCUAACAGAGGAGUUGAGUCUGUAAGACUUUGUCCAGAACUUUACCUAAACUCUGGAAUUCACAGUAACAUACUUCACAUAAAAAAACAUACUAGGCUUGUCUACAUAUUCAUUAAUGCACCAUAGUUAUUGCACAUUUAGUUUACUAGGACAUGUGUAGACAAAACGGGGGCCCUAAAUUGAAGUGGUGGGUUUUAAAAAACACCGCUUCAAUUUAGGGUUGAUUAAACCCCUAUGUUAUGCACACACCCCUCUGACUUACCUGCCACGCCAGCGGGGAGGGGAGGGCGAGCUGCUGGUGGCUGGAGCGGUCCCUGGGCUGCGGUUGGGGCUGGUGCUUCCCUCUGCAGAGCUGUGGCCUCCCCCCAUUUGGCAUCCGCCUGCAGGCACGUGGCUCGGGUGGUGCUGGGGGGCACUGCAGGCGCAGAGGAAAGCACCAGGCCCCCACACAGCUCAGGCAGGUAGGCUCGGGUGGGGGGCAAGAAAUCAAGCUCACCGCUUUUCUUGGGUGGACCUGCUUUCCUGGGCUGCUGCAUAACCAAGUACUAAAUGACUUCAUAGUAACUGAUGUUACAGUACACUAGCGUCCCCACACUUUUUUCUGAUGCUACUGCGCAGUAGCAACAAAGUACUUGCACAGUAGCUUGUUACUACUGCUCAGUAGCAUUGCAUCAUGGUUAGUCCCCCCAACACUACUGCACAGUAGUAUCUCAUGUAGACAUGCCCAGUGACACUCAGUCACAGCGAGUCUGGCAGAAACAAGAUUCCCUUUCUGUACUUCAUAUAUACUACAGUUCUUCUUCCACCUGAUGCUGGGAAGCAAUGAAAUUUUAUUACAAUAAGUUCAGUCAUGCUAUUAACCCACCAAUGUCAGAAAGUAUGACAUGCCACAAAUCUCUAAUUUCAAGUGACUUGUGCGACUUGAGACCUAUAAUAGUUUUCUGCUCUUUGCUGAAACUAAAAGCAAACAAACAGGGGGUCUCAUCAUGUAACCUUUUUUCCAUGUGAAUUGUUCAUAUGUACGUGAACAGUCUGCCAUUAAAUUUGGAUGGAAGUAAUUUGGCAAAAUCCUUUUACAAGAUUGGUUCCUGAAUCAGCAAGGAUUGAAAGUAAUCAUUUAUUGCUAACUUCUUACCAUCCUUGGAAAGAAAACCAGUCCCAUGUACUUAGAAUAAAAGUCUUUUAGCCAGUCACGAUUCAAAUGCUUUGCAAAACAAGUGUGGCAGGAAAUUGGCUGCACGUUAAUGAAAUCUGAAAUGUUUACAUUCACUCUUGGCACUUCAAAUACUAAAAUGUUAAAGGGGGGGGAGGAGGGAAGAGGCCCUUUUACUAGCCUCAACAAAAUUUUUAUGUCAACCAUAAAAUAUUGUCUUAAAAAUAAUUUUUCCUAAGAUAUCUCAAAAUACUGUGUAUUUUUAUGUGAAAAUGAUAUGAAAGCAGCUGUUACUUUAAAAAAUCAUUAAAAGUACUUGAGGUAUGAAAGCUUAAAGGUUAUUUAAUCAUUUUGGCAUAACUUGAUAGUUGUUGUUGUAAUAUUUGUCAAGCAUGUUACACAAAUAAAAUUUUGCAAA
Messenger RNA from Alligator sinensis (Chinese alligator), 10806 nucleotides. It is a transcript of the gene MPPED1, whose product is annotated as metallophosphoesterase domain containing 1. Gene Ontology annotation, molecular function: hydrolase activity. The record is from RefSeq and is a predicted model, not a curated record. The transcript has 6 exons. The coding region runs from base 7232 to 8122 and encodes 296 amino acids. Lineage: Eukaryota; Metazoa; Chordata; Crocodylia; Alligatoridae.